GAGAGUUAAGUGCGGCGCUAUGGAUUUGUCUGCGACUCUUAUCUUGGUGGGGUUAAUCUUUGCUCUGCUGUGGCUGGUUAGGGUAAAAACCAGUGGGAAGUAUAAACUGCCUCCAGGACCCCCUGCGCUCCCUUUAAUAGGAAACCUGCCUCAGAUAGAUAAAAAAGCCCCUUUUAAAGACUUAGUCAAGUUCAGUAAAGCCUAUGGUCCUGUGGUGACCGUGUAUCUGGGCUGGCAGAGGACAGUUGUUCUGGUUGGAUAUGACGCAGUGAAAGAAGCUUUAGUGGAUCAGGCUGACGACUUCACAGGCAGAGGGCCACUUCCAUUUCUGAUGAAAGCUACCAAAGGCUAUGGUUUAGGGAUCAGUAAUGGCGACCGCUGGCGCCAGCUGAGACGCUUCACGCUGACAACCCUGAGAGACUUUGGGAUGGGACGCAAGGGGAUGGAGGAGUGGAUCCAAGAAGAGAGCAAACACUUGACAGCGCGCGUGCACGAAUCCAAAGGUAAGUCAUUUGACCCAACGUUCCUGUUGAGCCGCACCGUGUCCAAUGUGAUCUGCUGCCUGGUGUUUGGCGAACGUUUCGAUUACGAGGACAAACAAUUUCUGCGGCUUCUCAACAUCUUCUCUGAGACUUUAAAAUUCGGUAGCAGCCCAGUAGGUCAGAUGUACAACAUCUUUCCCUGGCUCAUGGAGCGUCUUCCUGGCCGACAACACACUGCUUUUGCCCAUAUUGUGGAGGUGAGAGAUUUUAUCAAGAAGAAGAUCCAGGAGCACAGAGAGACACUGGACCCCAGCUCUCCAAGAGACUACAUCGACUGCUUCCUCAUCCGAAUGAAACAGGAAGAGGACAUUCCCACAACUGAGUUCCACUAUGAAAACUUGGUCUCUACAGUGUUGAAUCUGUUCUUGGCAGGAACAGAAACCACCAGCUCCACCAUCAGAUACGCUCUCAGCGUGCUGAUCAGAUACCCCAGCAUACAGGAGAAAAUGCAGCAGGAGAUUGACACCGUCAUUGGACAAGAACGUUGUCCCAACAUGGAGGACAGGAAGUCCCUCCCCUUUACAGAUGCCGUCAUCCACGAGGUGCAGCGUUUUCUGGACAUCGCCCCCUUCAGCCUGCCUCACUACGCACUGCACGACGUCUCAUUCAGGGGCUACACAAUCCCCAAGGGCACUGUAAUUAUUCCCUUGUUGCACUCUGUGCUGAAAGAGGAAAAGCAAUGGGAGACUCCCUGGUCCUUCAAUCCAAAGCACUUCCUGGACCAAAAUGGCAACUUUAAGAAAAAUCCCGCAUUCCUUCCGUUCUCUGCAGGGAAGAGAGCCUGUGUUGGCGAGUCUCUGGCUCGUAUGGAGCUUUUUAUUUUCUUAGUGUCACUGCUGCAGCGUUUCACCUUUUCCUACACUGAAGGCCCCGACGGCAUCGACCUCACUGCACAGUACAGCGGCUUUGCCAGUGUGCCCCGUAGAUACGACAUCAUCGCCACACCACGCUGAAAACAGAGGCAUCACUGAGGCGGUCUGACAUCACUGAAACACUGUGAACGAACAAGGAUCUCUCUACAAUAUACAUGGCAUUAUUGUGAUGUUCUUAGACUCAUCGUACAGACGAUGUUUGCUGAUUCCUUAACUGACACAGAUCAUCUGAGUUCCCCUGGGCAGAAAAGUAAAUGUUUUUCCUGACAUUGUGUAAUAAUUUUCCAUAUUAAAGAUUUAUUAAAAGAGAAA
Molecule: messenger RNA, 1726 nt
Organism: Mugil cephalus (flathead mullet)
Lineage: Eukaryota; Metazoa; Chordata; Actinopteri; Mugiliformes; Mugilidae
Product: cytochrome P450 2F3-like
Exons: 9
Coding region: 20-1495 (491 amino acids)
Biological process (GO): xenobiotic metabolic process
Cellular component (GO): intracellular membrane-bounded organelle; cytoplasm
Molecular function (GO): oxidoreductase activity, acting on paired donors, with incorporation or reduction of molecular oxygen, reduced flavin or flavoprotein as one donor, and incorporation of one atom of oxygen; iron ion binding; heme binding
Source: RefSeq, a predicted model, not a curated record